Molecule: messenger RNA, 13296 nt
Organism: Acanthaster planci (crown-of-thorns starfish)
Lineage: Eukaryota; Metazoa; Echinodermata; Asteroidea; Valvatida; Acanthasteridae
Product: laminin subunit alpha-5-like
Biological process (GO): regulation of cell adhesion; axon guidance; regulation of cell migration
Cellular component (GO): basement membrane
Molecular function (GO): extracellular matrix structural constituent; signaling receptor binding
Source: RefSeq, a predicted model, not a curated record
CGAAUCGCAGUCAGGCAUUUAUUAAAUUGAGCUUUGGAAGAGAAGUUGUGGCCCGUAUUUCCUCUAGAAAACAGGGUCCAAAACAUGGCGAGUCCCGUAUUUGUCGGGCUUUCCCUCGCCCUAGUCAUGGUACUGAGCUUCCAGGCCGUGAACACGCAACUCCUGACGCCAACGUACUUCAACGUGGCCGAAGGCAAGCCCAUCACCGCCACCGCAACUUGCGGGGAAGGUUUCUCCCCGCCCGGCGAACUUUACUGCAAGUUGACCGGUAACACCGGAGACACGUUGAGGCAAACGGAACGGGACAUUAUUCAGGGACAAUACUGUGAUUACUGUGACCCAUUCAACCCCUUGAAGGCCCAUCCCAUCGAGUAUGCCAUUGAUGGCACCGAGAAGUGGUGGCAGAGCCCUCCCCUCUCCAGGGGAACGGAUUUCAACGGGGUCAAUGUCACCAUCGAUUUAGGACAGCUUUACCACGUGGCCUACCUGAUCAUCAAGUUUGCCAACUCACCCCGACCGGGCGUUUGGAUCCUGGAGCGCUCCAAGGACUACGGCCAGACCUACCAGGCCUGGCAGUACUUUGCCGAGACCAAAGGCGAGUGCAACCAGCUCUUCGGCAUGGAGUCCAUCGAGGAGAUCACCCGGGACGACGAUGUUAUCUGCACCGAUGAAUAUUCCAGCAUUGUGCCCUUGGAGGAUGGCGAGAUUGUUGUGUCGUUGGUGAACGGACGUCCUGGCGCCACCAACUUCUCCUUCUCAGAGGUCCUCCAAGAAUGGACUAAGGCCACCAACAUCCGGCUUCGUCUCCUGCGCACCAACACCCUGUUGGGCCACCUCAUGGCCAUCGCCAGGCGAGACAACACUGUCACUCGUAGGUACUUUUACAGCAUCAAGGACAUCUCCAUCGGGGGCCGGUGCGUCUGCAACGGCCAUGCCAGCACCUGCAACGAACGUGGCAACAGCGGCCGGCUGGUCUGCGCCUGCCAGCACAACACCUGCGGGGAGGAGUGCGAGAUGUGCUGCCCGGGCUUCGUCCAAAAGGCCUGGCGGCCGGCCACCAUGGACAGCGCCAACGAGUGUGAACCGUGCAACUGCUUUGACCACACGAACGAGUGCGUCUACAAUGAGACCAUCGCCGCCCAGCGCCUGUCCAUCGACAUCUAUGGCAACUAUGAGGGCGGGGGCGUCUGCCAGAACUGCCAGCACAACACGGUGGGGAUCAACUGCGACCAGUGCGCCCCGGGCUUCUACCGACAGGCUGGGGUCAGCUUGGACUCCCCAGAUGUCUGCCAGCCAUGUAACUGCGAUCAGACUUACUCCACGGGCAACUGCGCCCCAAUCACAGGCGAGUGCGAGUGCCGCCCCCAGUACACCGGCACGGGAUGCAGCCAGUGCAACGAAGGUUACUACGGUUACCCAACCUGCCAACCCUGCGACUGCAACUUCAACGGCACCCAGAACAAGGUCUGCCAGGUCAACGGAGGACAGUGUCCCUGCAAGCCGAACUUUGCCGGCCGCAACUGCGAUCGCUGUGCCCUGGGCUUCUACAACUUUCCCGAAUGUACCCCUUGCGAUUGUGACCUGAUUGGUUCCUUGGACACCAUCUGCGAUGCCUUGUCGGGCCAGUGCAGCUGCCGGGCGGUCUACGGCGGGCGCACCUGCAACGAGUGCCGCAACGGUUUCUUCAACUUCCCCUCUUGCCAAGACUGUAUCUGCAGCCCAGUAGGCUCGACUGUGGAGAUUUGCGACAAAAUCAACGGCCAAUGCAUCUGUAAGGACAACUUUGGCGGACCACGCUGCGAUCGCUGCGCCUUCGGCAACUACAAUUAUCCCAACUGUCAAGCCUGUGGUUGCGACAGUCGUGGGUCCACCUCCCAAGCCUGCUACGACUCGGGUCAGUGCCAGUGCCUGCCCAACUUCACUGGCCUGAAGUGUGAAGAGUGUGCCCCAGGUUACUACCGUUACCCAGAAUGCCUCGAUUGUGAGUGCCAUCGUCGCGGGUCCCUCAGCAUCAUGUGCGACCAGGGGACCGGCCAGUGCUCCUGCCGGUCCAGUUUCCGUGGCCGGAUGUGUGAGCAGUGCGCCGAGGGCUUCUACAACUUCCCCUCCUGCGAGGAGUGCAACUGCGACCCGGCCGGUGUGAUUGACAUCCCUGGUGAACCCCUUGGGGGAUGUGGCUCGUCCACAGGGAGAGGCAUAUGGAAUGAGUUACAACCAGCACACCGGUACUUAAUCAACGAAGCUUUGGUGGAGGGGGCCUGCAGGUGCAAGAACAACGUGCAGGGCCGCACCUGCAACACCUGCGAGCCCACCUACUGGAACCUGCAGAUGAGCAACCCAGAGGGCUGUGAGCCCUGCGAAUGCAACGUAGCUGGAACCAUCAACGGGAUGGAGGAAUGCGAUAUGAACUCUGGACAGUGCCUGUGCAAGGCCUUGGUGGCGGGACGCUCUUGUGCCGAGUGCCGGGAUGGCACCUUUGGUCUGAAGGCCGAAGACCCCCUGGGCUGCAGAGAUUGUGCCUGCGAUGUCGGUGGCAGCAGCCACGGUGCUUGCGACAAGACUACCGGCCAGUGUGUCUGCAAGGCCAGAGUCACCGGAAUCAUGUGUAACGAGCCUCUACCCACCCACUUCUUCCCCGACUUGUACCAGCACAAGUUUGAGAUCGAGGGGGGUUCGACUCCCGAGGGUCGCCGCCUGCGCGUGGGCUUUGACGAGACAGAGUUCCCGGGCUUCUCCUACCUUGCCUAUGCUGUCAUGUCUUCCAUUCAGCCCAUUGUAGUGAGGACGGUCGAGGUUUCGACCUCCAGCCUGUACCAUCUGGUUCUGCAUUAUGUCUACCGUGGAGAUUCCAACGUUAGGGGAAGGCUGACGAUCACGCCCUCAGAUCCAUCUCUGGGGUCUGAACAAUUCAGUGAUAUUCUGUUCGUGGCGGGCCCUGAUCCGCAGUUGGUAACCAUUGAGGGCGGCGGUGUGAUUACCCCCUUCGUGCUGAAUCCUGGCACCUGGACUGUCACCAUCGAAGCUCCAGAGGGUGUUCUACUGGAUUAUCUAGUCUUGAUCCCGCAGGCGUAUUACGAAGCUACCAUCCUACAGCAGCGAGUCUCUGAACCCUGCAUCGCCGGCAUACAACAAGAAAGAUGCAACUACUACACCUACCCGACGACGGACUAUUUCUUGGUUGUCCGCGGCGUCAACGGCUACUACAACAUUGACGGCACCGAUGUCCCCGCCACGCAGUUCCUGGACCAGGAUAUUCUGAUUGACAUUGGGGUCAGUGACCUCGCCGUCAUGGACACCCAGCAUAAGAACCUCCUUGUGAACAUUCCGAUCAUCGAGCCUGGCGACUACAUCUUUGUCUACGAAUACUAUGGUGGAGGGCCGGGAGUCCAGACUGGCACCGUGGAGGUGUCCUCUUCCGGAGGAACCCAGCGAGGAUACAUCAAGUUCUUUGACUGCUCAUUUCUGUGUCGCGCUGUUGUGGUGGAUUCAGAUGGUAUGCCCAUGGUCUUCAACGUGGAGUACCCCAACCCUUACAUCAGGCUGGUGCUAGACGGAAACCCAGAUCUGAUCGGAAUUAGCCAAGUGAUCGCCAUUCCUGCUGACAGGUGGUCCUACGACUUUGUAACACCAGCCCUGCAGUGUGUCCGCACAGCCGACGGAGAAUGUCAUGGUUCCACCUACCCAGUCCCCACCGGCUCCGUUUGGAUUGACAAAUCGGAUAUUGACGUCAGUGCUCCACUCCCACCCAACAUUGCAGACACCGACGUCACACUGCACUACAUCACGAGCGACGGCAGUGGAUCGAGCUCUGUGACCUAUGACAAUGUUGAGCCUUUGGGUGGUCGCUAUGUCUACGUAGUCCACUACUUCCAGCCCAGUGGAGCGACUGUGGACGUCAACUUCAAUGUUGUGGGCGAAUUCGAUGGAGAAGGGUCUUUCCAGGCUGAAUACUGCCCUCAUGUGUCGGGGUGCCGAGCGGUUGUCACGUUACCAGACGGCAGUUCGACCUUUGACCUGUCUGGCACAGGCCAGGGAUACUACAUCUCUCUGCCCGAUGGCAGCAGAGGCAAAGUCUGGAUUGACUACGUCAUCGCCAUUCCGGAGAAUUCCUACAAUGAAGACGUGCUCAUCGAGGAGCCACAGGACAGGGCUGGGGAGUUCAUCCGCAACUGUGCAGAGAACAACUUCUACAUCAGGCCGGACGGCAGCGGUUUCUGCCGCCAGGCUACCUUCUCCCUCUCGGCCGAUUACAACAACGGCGCCCUGCCCUGUGAGUGCAACCGCCAGGGCUCACAGAGCUUCAACUGCGAGCAGUUGGGCGGCCAGUGCCUCUGCCGGCCCAAUAUCUCUGGCCGCCGCUGCGACCGCUGCAAGAUCGGCUUCUACGACUUUCCCAACUGCUUCAGAUGUCGCUGUCGGUCAGGAGUUUGUAAUGAGGUAACCGGAGAGUGUAUCUGCCCGGACAACGUGGUCGGUAGCAGCUGUGAUCGCUGUGCUGAGCGGACCUUCGGCUAUGACCCAUUGGUUGGCUGUGCUGAAUGCAACUGUGAUGACCGUGGUAUCGUUGACGGAAAUUUCAACUGCAACCAGGACAGUGGCCAGUGCAACUGCAAGGCCAACAUUGGAGGCCGGCAGUGCGAUCAGUGCCAGCCAGGCUUCCACCGCUACCCGUUCUGCGAAUCCUGCUUCUGUGAUGUCAGCGGGACGGAGGAGGGGAUCUGCAACCAGGCCACCGCCGAGUGUUUGUGCAAGGAGAACGUAGAAGGCGUGCAGUGUAACCAGUGCAAGCCGGGUACCUUCUACCUGGAAGCGUCCAACCCCAUGGGCUGCAUCAGCUGCUUCUGUUUUGGUCACUCCUCCGACUGCCGCAGCUACGGCCGGUCACGAGAAAAGUUUAUUGACAUGGACGACUGGACUGUCACUAACAUGAAGUCCCCUCUGAUCCGGCAAGCUGGCAACCUGAUCAACGUCCUUGUAGGGGAUGUUGGCACGGGCACCGACCCCAACCAGGCCAUCUACUGGGAGGCACCGGAGAGUUACUUAGGCAACAAGCUGACGUCCUACGGCGGUAAAUUAGAGUUCACCGUCAGCAGUAAUGGCAUCCCUGAAAGAGGGGAUUCAACCUCGUCCCCAUUGCGUAGACCUGAUGUCAUAAUCACUGGCAACAACAUCACCAUCAUGUACAUCAACGUAGAGCAGCCGCAGAACGGCCGCUCCCUGGACAUGUCCGUCACACUCCUGGAGGAUAACUUUCAGUACAGUUUCUCGGCACGGACAGUGACUCGGGAAGACAUGAUGAUGGUCCUUGCUGGCAUCACGUCCAUCCAGAUCAGGGCACAGUAUUACAACAAGAUCCUAGACGCAAGCCUGAGUGAUGUUUCCCUGGACGUCACCAGGAAAGAUGCAAUCGGUUCCCCUGCCUACCAGGUUGAGAGGUGCAGCUGUCCCUCGGGCUAUACAGGCUUGUCUUGCGAGGAGUGCGAACCUGGUUUCCGUCGUUCCGCUGGCCAGUACCUUGGUACGUGCGAACCCUGUGACUGCAACGGUCACUCCAACACCUGUGAUCCUGAAAGUGGCAGAUGUUACGAUUGUCAAGACAACACGGAAGGGGACAACUGCGAACUCUGCAAAGUGGGCUAUUUCGGCGACGCCACCACCGGUUCCCCCGACAGCUGUACCAUCUGCUCCUGCCCUUAUCCUGAUGAGACCAGGAACUACGCGUACACCUGCUCCAUCGUGCCCGAGGGUAUGAAAUGUGAGUGCUUGCUUGGUCACGUCGGGGAGCGCUGCGAUGUGUGCGACGAGGGCUACUUCGGCGACCCCAGCCAGUCCUACGGCUUCUGCCGCAAGUGCAACUGCAGCGGCAACUCGGUGCCCAACGCCAACGGGCCGGAGUGCGACCCUCGCUUUGGCAACUGCCUGCAGUGCCGGCCGGGCACCACAGGAGUUAACUGUGACAAGUGUGACCGCUGGUAUUACGGUGACGCCGUUAUCUCCAGGAACUGUCAGGAAUGUUUGUGUGAUCGUUGUGGCAGCAGUGAGUGUGACGUCAACACGGGGCGCUGCGAAUGCAAGGAUAAUGUCGUCGGUACCCUCUGCGACCGCUGCUCUCCUGGCUUCUGGAAUUUCAGCAGCUGUGCAGGCUGCGACCCCUGCCAGUGUGCCCUGGCAUCGGAGAGCGGCCAGUGCGACUUUGAGACGGGCCAGUGUCAGUGCAAGCCGGGGGUGGGCGGAGCCAAGUGCGAUCAGUGCCUGCACGGUCACUGGAACUACGGCUUCGACGGAUGCCAACCUUGUGCCUGCGAGCCCCACCUUCGCUGCGACGCGGCUACUGGUGAAUGCCUCUGUCCCCCAGGUGCCACGGGAGAUAAUUGCGAAUUCUGUGAGGACCGUUACAUCAUGACGGACGAGGGCUGCCAACCAUGCGAUGAGUGCGUUUCCCUCCUGCUGGACAUGAUGAACGCGCUGGACUUCGACAUCAACGGCGCCGUGGCCAAUCUGUCCGGACUAUCGGUGGGCUUUGAGACCUACCAGAGACUGAGCAACCUCAACAAGUCAGUGAUCGCUGCAGUGAAUCGCACCAAGAAUCUUGCUGAGAACAACUUGGUGGUGUCUGACGGCAUCUUGAUUGUGGAGACUAACUACAGCGGCCUGCUGGACCAAGCGAUCCAACUCAGGAUCCGGUCGGACAACAUCAAGCAGAUGGCCAAUGAGACCAAGAUGGAAGCAUUGGACACCGGCUACAGGGCGGUCAACGUGGAGCGCCAAAUCAAUGAGACCAUCCAAGCAGUCUUAGACGCUGUCAAGGCCCUGUACAACAACUCCAACAUUCCUGAGAACGCCAACAUAUCCGACAUAUCUGGCAUUCUGGCUGAAGCGCGAAUGAUCGUGGCCGAAAUCGCUGCCCGGAAUUUCUCAGCGGGUCGGAAAUCCUCGGACCAGGAGCUUGCGGCCGCAAGGGAUGUGCUUGAGAGGGUGAAGCAGCUUCGCAACGUCUCCCUGGAGCUGAUGGGCCAUGUCCGGAACGUCUCAGAUCACAUGCAGGGCUUUCUGGACCAGUUGCAGAAGCUGAUCGACACCAGCAGAAUGGCCAAUAACCACUCCACUGCGGCCGAGAAUCUCAAUGCCGGGAACCAGGAGCCGGCCUUUGAGGCCGUCAUCCUGGAGGUCGAUGCUAAAUUCAAGGGAGCCACCGAGGACGUUGACAACGCCACUGCGCUGAUCAUGGCAGCCAUGCAGCUCCUGGAGGAAGCCCAGAACGCCUUGGAUGCCACUCAGGCCAACGCUACGGCCCUGGAAGAGGCCAUCCGCAGACUGGAGCCCCGGGUAAACUUUGUGGUCAACAAGUCGGACUCAGUGGACGGCAUCGUGGAGGAGGCCAUGCAGCACGCGGCUGACCUGAAGAACCAGUCCGACUACCUCAGCGGCCUGUUGGUCGGCACUUUGGAACUGUCGGAGAAUGCUAUCAGAGCAGUCAAUGCGUAUGGAGAGAUCGUCGACGCCAUCGACGCAGCCGAAAAAGCCGCCAUGGAUGCCCUGAACGCUAGCAGCAAGGCAGAGGAGCAGGCGAACAGCUUUGGCAACAGCCCAGCCGAAGAACUGAAGCAGAGCAGGCGUCUCAACAGAAAGGCAGCCACUGCCAAUGAGGCGCUGGCAGAUCUGGAUGAAAAAUUGGGGGAGGUGGGCCAGAGUGUGGAUCAGGUCCGAGACCGUCUGGACAACGCGGACGGUCGCCUGGCCGCCAUCCGCCGCGGCAUGGCCAACAUUCCUGACGACGGCAGCAUGUGCACCAUCACGGUGUGCCAGGAAGGAGAGGUUGACUGUAAGCCUGGCUUUGCCGGCGAGAACUGCGACACCAGUAAGCUUAGUGACAAAGCACAGGAGGCCGUGGACACAGCCAUGGAGGCCAAUGCCAAGGCCACUCAAGCCACCGACACCAUCGCCGACGUCCAGGGCCAGCUGCCUGAGCUUCGGGCCAAGUUUGACAAGAUCCCCACCGAUGUCGAUGCAGCCAUCCAGACUGGAAAUAUUGCCGAUGAUGCCAGUAACCGAGCCAGGGUGGGCGUGAGGGACAUCAGCAACCUGGACCGGGAGCUGACCGCCAUGCACGCCAACAUCCAGAACCUGACCCUGGGCCUGCAGUACAACCUGGACGAGAUCAAGAGAAAGAUCGCCAGCGCCCGUACCCUCGCUGACGGAGUGAAAGUGGCCAUGAAGUUCAAGCCAGACUCCUCCGUCCAGCUGCGUUCCCUGGCUCCCGAGGCCUUGGAAGGCCAGGCCGCUUACACGUCCACCUCCUUGUUCUUCAGGACGCAGGAGCCCAAUGCCUUGCUCUUCUUCAUGGGAGGCCCAACGGCACAGGACGACUAUUACUCCUUGGGUAUCGAGGAUUCCAACGUGGUCCUCCGUUACAACUUGGGCGAUGGGGAUUACGUAGUACCUGUGGCCAAGGACGUUAAUGACUACAGGUGGCACCAGGUCAUCGGUGAACGCACUGGCAAAUAUGCAAAGGUCACCGUCAAGGGACUUGGACAGGAUGACGUGGUUCAGUACGGGGAUUCCAGCAGGGAUCUGACCAUCCUGGACCUCAGCCCCGACUCACAGAUCUUCGUCGGGGGCAUCCCACCGGGCGUCCAGUGGCUGCCAGCAGCGUUACCCAGCCGUGUCUUCAACAGUGGCGGUAUUGACGAGGUGCUGGUGAACGGCCAGCCGCUGAGCCUCUGGAACUUUGCAGAUGCCAUCAACGCCGAUGAAGGAAUCCUCAGGAAUGACACCAUUGAUAUUCCAGUGGAUCCAGACACGGAGGGCAUCAUGUUCAAUGGAAGCGGCUACAUCGUGCUGCCCAACCGAAACUUCAACCCCAGGUUCACCGACAUGAGUAUCACCUUCCGGACCUACGCUGCCAACGGUCUGCUGUUAUUCAUGGGCGAUCAGGGCAAAUAUUUUGCCGUAGAGCUGAGCGGAGGUCGCGUGCAGUUCCAAUUCGACCUUGGGACUGGUUCCCAAACCCUGGUCACAAACAACAGGUACAACAACGGGGAGCAGACCAGGGUGCACGUUAACCUAGUCGGCAACACAGGUCGCCUGCGGGUGACACCCGCGAACGGUGUUCAAGAGGAAACAUCAGGAAGCUCUCCGGGUAGCGGUGACCGACUGGCUGCUGGAAACAUCUACGUCGGCGGCUUGGUGGGAAUCCCAGACAAUCUCUAUCCGUCGGUAAGCCGCAUCGGUUUCCGAGGCUGCCUGCGGGAGUUGUCUGUUGGAGGCCUGCAGAUCGACCCCUUACAGAACAUUGAGAGCUCUGGCGUUCACCCGAUCUGUGUGGCCGAGAGAGUUAGCCUGGUCUCGUUCAACGGUCCCUACGGCGGUUAUGUGUCGCGGGCCCCAUUCGACAUCACUACCGACUUGGGCAUUAUAUUUAGAUUCCGCACUAUGCAGCCAGAUGGUGUCAUGGUGUACACUGCCAAUGCCGACAAGUCUCAGUUUCUUGCUGUCAUGAUGGUGUCGGGUGCUGUGCAUGUCAUGGGCGACUGCGGAGACGACACAGCUGAGGUUGUCUCCCUGCAAAAUACGUACAAUGACGGCGAGUGGCACACGGUCUCUGUAACCAAGAGAGUCAAAAAGCUCACCUUAGUGGUGGACGAUGAGGGCUUUGGAAACUUCAACCGUUUCCAGAAGAAGACGAUACGGACGGACAGCUUCCUCUUGGUGGGGGGCUUCCCCAGGGACGAUUUCAUCGAGCCGGCCAUCCUGCCCACAAUGGACAACUUCAUCGGCUGCAUAGCUGACCUCUCCUUCGGGGUGGAUAAAGGGGUGAGUUUCAGCGAUCAGAUCAUCUCGGACAACAACGCCAACCUAAACGCCUGCCCGGUAGGCUCCACCCUGCCCACCGUCCCCUCUCUCAACACAACCGGGCCUGACCGAGGCCCGGCUGCGCCCACAACCUCCCCGUCACCUGUGACCACGCCCACCGAGGCAGUAGGCACCUGCAAGCUGCCGAGGGUGGCCGGAGCGGGCGAGCAGCUCCCCGAGGACGAGGGAGCCGACCAGUAUGGCAUCACCACCCACAGCCGGAAAGAGUACCCCAUCCUGGAUUCGGCCUUCAAACGGAACAUGGUCAUGCAGGUGGAGCUGAAGACUGUUGCCCGCAACGGCCUGAUCAUGUACACCUCUGACACCCGCCGCAUCGACUUCACUGCUGCCUACCUGCGGGACGGCAAAGUGGUCUUUGGCUGGGACUACGGCAGCGGGCCUAAGCUGAUUGAGUCCCCCGAUCCUGUCAACGACGGCAGAUGGCACACAGUUGUCAUGAAGCGAGAGGGCGCCCUGGGUGAACUGACCAUUGACGGCCAGUUAGUCAAGAAGGACGAGAUAGCCGGCAGCAACCGCUUCCUGAGGUCCACCAUCCCUGUCUACUUUGGCGGGGUGGACCCUGCGGUCAUCGAUACCAUCAAGGACAACCAAGUCCAUCCUCUAUCUCGGACGAGCUUCGUGGGAUGCCUGCGCGGUUUCAUGCUAGGACAGGAGGCGGCCGACGCGCCCAUCGGCCCAGCCGACAGGACUGUGGAUGUCCAGCCCUGCACAGGAAUCAUUGAGCCGGGCGUGUUCUUCGGCAACGAAGGGGGCUACCUCGAGCAGAUCUCGGCAUACUCCAUCGGCAGCAACUUUGAGAUGCGCAUAUCCAUCAAGCCGCGGGUCUCCACAGCCGUUCUGAUGUCCGUCCAAGGCUCUCGUGGUGACUUCCUGUCCCUUGAGAUGGUGGACGGAGUGCUGUAUCUGCGCUGUGAGAAUGGUGGUGGUAUCAUCGAGGCUAUCUACGCUCCCCCAGAGGGUGCCUUCUUCCUGUGCGAUGGCAACUGGCACGACAUCCUAGUCGAAAAGGCAGAGAAUGAACUCAGGCUGACUGUGGACGGGGAGCCAGGAGAGAGGGCCUUGGGCAGCACAAAUGCCAUCGCUGCAGACACCAGGGAUCCGCUGUACUUUGGCGGCAUACCUGACAAUGCCGAGCACCAAGGUCUCUCCAUCCGGGACAAGUUUGUGGGCUGCAUUCGGGACGUCAUGCUGCGGGAUGAUCUGGUCAACUUCAAGGAGGCCGUGGAGGUUGUGGGUGACGUCAACACCAUGUCCUGCCCCGCCAACUAGAGAGGGUGCCACCACUUCUCCCCUUCAAAAUGCACAAAUGUUUGGCAUUAAACUGCAAAUGGAAUGGAACAGUUUUAAUAUUUUACAUUUUUAGCAUUUUUACAUCUCUUUCUUUUUAAUCAUUUGAGUUUGUGUCAUCAUGUUAUCAAACGGUAUGUGUCGUGCAUUUUUAAAUUUUCAAUUGGACGGGAUUCUAAUGAAGUUAGGAAAUCCUUGGAAUUUUGGGGGUGACGGAAAUGGGUUGUGAAAAGAAUGAUAUAAACAAUUGUUUUGUGUAAUUUGUUGAACUUCGGUACUUGCAGGAAUCAGGACUGGAAAUGAAAAAAAUUGAAGUUGCACCCUGCGAUUCUUGAGUCUGUUUGAUUUGUAGAUUGCCAUUAACAUUUGCAGAAAUCUUCGUGCACUUCGCUCUGGUACCCGAAUUCAAGCGGUCGCAAACUAUCAAGUUCCUACAAAUUUUUUGACAUUCAAAACAGACCAGUUUUAGAAUUGCAGGGCAUGCGCCGAACUUCAGUGUGACAACGGAUAAGAGGAAAUGACUUACAGUGUAGCACUUGGCUUCAAGCACCAUCUGCGUCAAUGAAUUUUUUUUUCAGGAUCGAGUUUUCAUAGAUGAAAUACCCAAAUGGCGAUGUACUCUCAUUUUCUCAUUUCGAUGCCAACCAUGCCCUGUGCAAUUCAUCAGCCAGGAUUUCUUUGACAGUCAGCGUGCUUGAGGUCAAGUGACCAUGCUUUGAGGCCAAAUGUAUCCCAAGCUGUGGACGCCAUUCUAACUGAAGAACUAAAAGAAACCACCAAGUAGACCUGAAACCUGAAGGUUGAUGUUUUCCAAAACUAGUUCAAUAGUUGGCUGAUGUAUGUAACAAGCUCAGAUGUGGCCUUCAACUCUCGCCGAUGCAGAGAGACAUUUUAUAGUCAUCACCGAAUGGCUACGUGGCUCCCAGGCAUCACAGUGCACUUAUAAUUGACACAAUUACAUGAUUGCCAUCUGUCUUUCAUGGAACAACAGGUCUGUGUACUGCUGUAAUUUGGGAUACAUUUCGCCUCCGUAAAUCUUAGUUUAUGUAGAGUUUAGAUACCUUUUUAUGUACUAACACUAUCCCAGGGAACACAACACUUACCUACCUUUCUGGAGAAGUUAUUUUUUUUAGUACUAAAUUCUCUGAAAUCGUUCUAAGCGAUAAAUUGGCUCAGCACCUGCAUGUAAAGUAUUCGUACAUCACUGAUGAUCAGAAAAUUACUGACUAAUAUGUUAAUUACGUGGUAUCUCCGAUGAAAGGCAUUAUGAAAUUAGCUUUCAAUGAGAGGUGCAUUUUGUGUUUAUAUUCCAACUCUUUCAUCUGCCUUUGAAAAAAAAAGAAACAGAAAAUCUUGGAUGAUUGAUCCGGCCAGAAACUGUUGAUCAAUGAAGGAGCAAGCAUUCUAUUCGCGUCAAAUUUGAAUGGGUACAACUGAGCCAUUCAUUAUGCAUUAGGCAAAUAUACCAGGUCAUAACAGUAAAAACUAAGUCUUGGUUUUCAAAGCUCUAAAUUGUGAACAAAUUCAGACUCUGUGCAAGCAGCCUUGUGUCCCUUAAAAGAGUUUACCCGCUUCGUACCUACAUAUAUGGGGUGCUAACAAGGGUGUUUUUUUUUUAGUGUAGUGUAAGAUUGAAAUGAAAGCAAAAGCAAAAAAAUGUACUAACCCGGAGGUUGCAGAAGACCGUUAGGUCAUUUUUUUACAUCAGUAGGGGGCACUGUAAAGACAACCAUGGAUGGGAAGACGGCAUUCUCUUUCCAAGAUAAAGUCACUCACCAUGUUUAAUUCGGUAGGCCUAAUGGAUGAAAAAAAAAUACUGGAUUUUACGUGUAUUAGCUGGACACCGUAUGAUUGCUCAGGCCCUGCAUUGCAGCAGUGGUGUAUGCAUGGCAUCAUUGAGCAGCGCCCUAGCUCCUCUGAUACGUGCACAAAUACAGUAUUUCUGUUCUAUGCAUUAAUAUGAUGCCGAUUGUUGCUUGCCAAGUGUUUCCAUUUGCUGGCUAGUUUUCUCAUCACAAAUACACGUACAGUCUGAAAUAUAUAAAAAGCAUGACUUCAAUUUUGAGCUUUGAUGAGGUUUGGCAUUUUUUUUUAAAGUCUCUUUGAUAAUAAAGCCUCGGUUCUACUGCAACUCCA